AAUUCCACAAACAGUAAUCUCAACUGGCAAGGAAGAAGAUAAUGUGAUUUUGGUACACCUAGUUGAAGAAGAUUGAUUGAAUCGAAGCUAAGUGGAGAAAACAUCAUCCUUCUAUGGCGUUGGGCUUACUGGGAAUUCCUCCUCUUCCAUUUCCAGCUCCCCCAAAUUCCUCUCAAAAUCCCUUACCCUUCACUUCCCGAAGAGCCAUUCUGUUUUCCCCAGCUGCUUUACUCCCUUCCCUCCUCGCUUUUCCUCUUCCCACUCACGCCGCUCUUCCCCAACUCCAAGACCACCUUCUACAAGAAGAAGAUAGAACCGUUUCCCUUUUCCAGGAAACUUCGCCUUCCGUCGUUUAUAUUAACGACCUUGAAUUACCUAAAAACCCUCAAGCCCCUUCUCAACAACCCAUGCUUAUCGAGGAUGAUAAUCUCAAGGUUAAAGGGACUGGUUCGGGUUUUGUUUGGGAUAAAUUUGGCCAUAUCGUUACCAAUUACCAUGUUGUUUCUGCAUUGGCUACUGAUAAUAGUGGAUCACAGCGUUGUAAGGUAAACUUAGUCGAUGUUAAAGGAAACGGAAUCUAUAAAGAGGCAAAGAUUGUUGGUUUUGAUCCAGAGUAUGAUCUAGCUGUUCUUAAGGUGGAACUUGAAGGACAUGAACUAAAGCCCAUAGUCUUCGGUACCUCUCGAAAUCUACGUGUUGGUCAAAGCUGCUAUGCCAUUGGCAACCCUUUUGGGUAUGAGAAGACACUAACAGCAGGGGUGAUCAGCGGAUUGGGUAGAGAAAUUCCAUCACCAAAUGGAAGGGCCAUAAGGGGAGCUAUUCAGACAGAUGCUGCUAUUAGUGCAGGAAAUUCAGGGGGGCCUUUGGUUGACUCGUACGGUCAUGUUAUUGGAGUCAACACAGCAACUUUCACUCGCAAAGGAACUGGAAUGUCUUCUGGUGUCAACUUUGCUAUACCAAUAGACACAGUUGUACGGACUGUGCCAUACCUUAUUGUUUAUGGAACACCUUACAGUGAGAGAUUUUGAACAAAAUUUAACUGUCUCAAGGGAACACAGCAAACUCCUCUCCCCAAGACCAUAUACCACAUUGUAAAUGACAUUUUGCUAAUUGAAACGAAUUUGCUCUCUCAAGUGUAAUAUCCUCGAGCAUUCAACAUCUUGGUCUUGAUUGUGAAUAGUUAUUUGCUGUGUGUUAUUCUUCUCUCUUUGUAGGGUAAUUGUAUUAUUGAAGUAGUGUUGAUAAAAUACAAUGGAAAGAGUUUGAAUGAUGGAUGGUUUGCUUACAAUGUA
Cucumis sativus (cucumber) is the source of this 1292-nucleotide messenger RNA. RefSeq names its product protease Do-like 5, chloroplastic. NCBI's taxonomy places the organism in Eukaryota, Viridiplantae, Streptophyta, Magnoliopsida, Cucurbitales, Cucurbitaceae. Bases 114 to 1028 code for a protein of 304 amino acids. The record is from RefSeq and is a predicted model, not a curated record. Gene Ontology annotation, molecular function: serine-type endopeptidase activity. Gene Ontology annotation, biological process: proteolysis. The transcript is spliced from 8 exons.